Molecule: messenger RNA, 3210 nt
Organism: Paramecium octaurelia
Lineage: Eukaryota; Ciliophora; Oligohymenophorea; Peniculida; Parameciidae
Source: the annotation of a GenBank genome assembly
AUGUUACUGACAAUCAGAUAUUAGGGCAGAGUAAAAUAAAUGAAUUUGGAUAGAAGAAUAAAUGUUUAGUCUUUAUAAAUAUUAUUAGGACAAUUAUUUAGUAUAAAGAAUAAAGUUAUUGGAUUGAUUGAUUCAGAUGGUAAAUCUUAAAUAAUUAAAGCGUAGGCAAUUAUUUUGAUUUAGUAUAAUUUGUCUAAUAAUUGAAUUAAACAAGGUGCAAAAAUUUCACAUUAGUAAGUGAUGAUGACUAACAUAUGACAGAUAAUAAGUUAUAUCAAACAUCUUAGAAAUAUAGUGUAACUUCAGAUUAUAACAAUAAGCUUCAUUUUAUUGAUUUUAUUUAUGAUAUGGAAGAGUUUUAGAAUAUGCUGAGCGAUGAUCAAUACACUUGCAUUUAUAUGAUUGAUGAAAAUGAUGGAUAAGGAUUUGAUUUUCUAAUUGCUUUGGAGCCUAUAAUUAACAACCUAAAUACUUGGAUUAAUUUUUAUUAUUGUUUCAACAAUAGAUUGUAUGAUUAAAACAGAGAAUAUAAUAUUCAAAGCAAGACUUUAUAGGUGUACAAAGGAAUAAAAAGAAUUGUAUCAAUUCAAUUGAAUAAUGAUAAAAAAGUGAAGUAAAUAGAUGAAAUACUCUAAAAACUUGUUUAGACUAAAAUCUUGGGACAUAGUGCAAGGAAUUCAAACAUCAGAAAUUAAUCUUAAUUGACUUCAUAAUAGUCACAAGAAAAGAGAAGAAGCAAAUCUAUAAGAAAGUUGGUUGAAGAAUCCUAAAUUCAAAGCAAUUAGGUUUCCUACAAUUCUAAAUUAAUUGGUUCUCGAUAUAGUACUAGAGUAUAAGCAUAGGUUAUUUAACGUGAAGCAUCAAGAGGGAGCGAUAUACCUGAAGGUCAAGUUUCAUAUACUCAAUCAAAUCCCUAUGAAUCAAUAAUAAAUUAGUAAGAUCUGUUGUUUAGAGUUGUUACUGAAUUGGAAGACAAGGAAUUACUAGAUGUGACAAUGGCCAGAUUAGUCAAAAGACUUCUGAUUGAGGAGAAUAAGGAGAUUAUUGCUAUUUUGUUGUAGUAUUUUCAAAGAACAAUUGAUGUAUAAGGAUUAUCUGAAAGAUUGAAUAACAUAAUUGAAAGAUCUACGAAUCAAUAACGACCUGCUUCACCAUUUUAAAAUUUAAAAUAGACUAAAUAACCAGCAAAUAAUAAUAUUUCGGAGUUUGUGGGAGAUAUUAAAAAAUUCAUUAUGGAAAUUAAUAAUUACAACUUUACACCUGAAUAAUAUGGUAUUAUCAAUCAUUUGUGGAGUCAAAAAGAUUAAGUGGUUAUAAGAAUGUGUACAGAUAUUUAUAAUAAAGAAAUCAAAAAAGAAUAAGUCUCUUUAAAGCCUUUGCAACUUUAUGCAGAUACUAAAUUAAAUGAAUUACUUAAAUAAAAUUUCAAAAACUCAGAAAUUACUAUCAUUUAAGAACACAAAAAUUCAAAAUCAGGAUCCAUUUAUGCUACAUUGUAACAUUUUAGAUAUGAGACCAAUGUGAAUUAUUUUAUCGAUGAUUUGAGAAAAGCUCUAUAAUAAAUUAAUCAUUAAAAUCAACAUUUAACAAAUCCAGAAAAAUAAAAGAAUUAAUAAUCAAAGGAAAUCAGUCUCUUCAGAUUUUAAUCACCUAAGGCUCCAUCUCCAUUCUGCGUAUUGAUGCCAAACUUUUAAAAUCUAGCUAAUGAAUCUCUCUCGCCACCUCCUUAGCUAAAACCAGAGUAAUCGGAUGAAAAUAAUAACAAUUAUCAAUCUUAUGGGAAAAUAUCUGAUGAAUUAAAAAGAGUUCAACUAUUCCAAAACUUUCCAAUUUAACCAUUGCAAUAAGAGAAAUAGUAAGAAGUAUCACAGUUGAGUAGCUAAUAAAAUGAUUAAAAAUAAGAAUUGACUUAGAAGAAAUCAUAAAAUGUGGCUGCAUAAGAUCUAAUUUUUAGUGAGGAAAAUUUUAUUUAAAGAAAGAAAGAAUAGAGAAUUUAAUAUGAUAACAAGAUCUAAAAGUUCUAUUCUAUUCAAAUAGAAAAGGAGAUUAACUAAAAUUUUUAAGAUAUGUUAAGUUAAAUGGAUUUGGAUGAACAAAAGUUAAGAUAAGUUGAAUAAUUAUUCUCGGAUCAUAAUGAAUAACUUUAUGAAAUAAUUAAAGGGUUCGAAUCCUCUCGAAUUGUAAUGAAUACUAGAGCAAAAUUGAUGUAAAAGAAUCUAUAUUUUAAAUAGCAAAUUGCUCUCUGAAAAAUAAAAUGAUACUCAGGAUUAUAGAAAAACCAAGAUGUAUAAUUUAUUUAUGAAUUAAGUGAGGUAGUUUACAUUAUAAAAACAUCUAUAAGAAAAUGAAAAAGUGUUUCUAUUGAAAAUGUUUAAAGAAAAUGAUUUAUAAGUAUUGGGAACACUGGAAACGUAUUUGUAAAAUCAAGAUGCCUAAGAUAUGUUGGAAACCCUUUAGAUGAUCAUUAAAUAAUAUAGUAAAUUCACCAACGUACUUAUUACAUCCAUCAUUAUUAGAUUAAUUAAAUUGGAUCUGACUUAUCUCCAUUGGAACAGCCACAAUUAAACACACCUUUCUUGGGAGCCAAAGAGAUAUUAUCAAAAAUAAAACAAUACUUUUCAGCUGAAGAGAAAAGCAGACUAGAAACCAUUGCAAGUGGCUAGGGUGAAAACAGCAUACUCGAACUCUAUUCUCAAUAUUAAUAGGAUGAGGAUUUGAAUGGAUUUAUAGCAGCAAUCAAAAAAUUAAGUUAAUAGGAUUCCCCUAAAAAAUUGCAUCAAUCCAUUGCUUUUGAAGACCUAUUAAAAAAACUAUAAAAAGAUGGUUAAUUAAAAAUUGAUGAUUAUAUGUUGAAUGUGAUAAGUAAGAAAAAAAAUGAGUAAAGAAUUAAGGGUGUUUUUGAAAUCUAUUUGUAUUCCAAGAAUAUUGAUGAUUUUGUGGAGAGCAUCAAAAGCAUAUUAAGACUAUUGCGGUAAUGUAAUAUAAUUUAUUAUAUGAGUAGAAAUGAUCUAAUAAUUAUUAGAGCAGUUUGAGACGGAGAAUCUCUUAGCUGAAAAUCAAUUAUUGAAAUUAAAAGAAAUUGCUCAUGAUUAUCAUAAGGACUACGCUAAAUUAGUAGGAGCAUUCUCAUUGUAUUGGGAAUAAUCUCAAACAGACCCAGAAGGAGCAAAAAAUGAGAUUUUAGAAACCUUAAAUAUAUUUGUUGAAUGA